Molecule: messenger RNA, 997 nt
Organism: Verticillium alfalfae VaMs.102
Lineage: Eukaryota; Fungi; Ascomycota; Sordariomycetes; Glomerellales; Plectosphaerellaceae
Product: NADPH-dependent 1-acyldihydroxyacetone phosphate reductase
Exons: 3
Coding region: 64-969 (301 amino acids)
Biological process (GO): phosphatidic acid biosynthetic process; triglyceride catabolic process
Cellular component (GO): lipid droplet; endoplasmic reticulum
Molecular function (GO): triacylglycerol lipase activity; acylglycerone-phosphate reductase (NADP+) activity
Source: RefSeq, a predicted model, not a curated record
ACAGCAAACCGCAUCACUGUCUCUCUUACAUCUCGAUAUCGCAUCAGUUGCUAGUAUCUCACAAUGGCCGCCAACAUCUCACAGGGUCGUCGCACGGUUCUGAUUACUGGCUGUACACCCGGUGGAAUUGGCCAUGCCUUGGUCAAAGAGUUCCAUACCCGCGGACUCCAUGUGAUCGCCACUGGGCGCCGGCCUGAGGUUUUGAAGGAGCUCUCUGAUAUUGGCGUCUCUGCCGUUGCUCUUGACGUGACCAAUGCAGAGAGCAUCGCGGAGUGUAAGCGUCAAGUCACUGAACUGACUGGCGGUCGCCUGGACAUCCUUGUCAAUAACGCCGGCGUGAGCCACACGAUCCCAGCGACGGAUAUCGACUUGGACGAGGUUCGCGCCACCUUUGAGACCAAUGUCUUCAGUGUGAUGGCAAUGGUUCAGGCCUUUGUGCCCCUUCUCAUUGCCACGCGCGGCCUCAUCGUCAACAUUAGUUCGCUGUCGUCUGUUUCGCCCUACGUCUUCGCAUCCGUUUACAGCUCCACAAAGGGUGCCAUCAAUUCGUAUAGCCGCACUCUACGGCAGGAGCUGCGACCCUUUGGUGUUCGUGUACUUGUGUCCAUGACGGGCACCGUCAGCACAUCCAAUCCAAAGGCCCAUCGCGAGCUGCCUGCCGGCUCGCUGUACAUGCGUAUGAAGGAUUUCUUCGCUGCUCGCCAGCAGUGGUCGCAGCAUAACGCCACCAUGAACAACGCGACUUUUGCUACACAGCUGGUAUCUGAGGCCCUCCGGGGUGAGGGGUGGUUCGGCGGACUGCUCGGCGGUGCGCGUAAGUGGUUCUGGGCUGGUGGCUUGUCUACUCAGGUCUGGCUGGCCAGGUGGCUGUUUGGUGAGACCCUGCUGGAUGAAAUCACUUAUAGGCGCUUUCACCUGCACAAACUCGAGGCGGAGGUCCGCAAGGAUGGCGCAAAGCGGAUCAACUAGUGUAUUCAAUAUUGCAUUCCAAGGUUCU